AUGAAGCUCUAUCCUAGCCUCUCUGACGACCUCGCCGCCUGGGCUCAGCGGCAGCCCGUCUUCUUCACGGCGUCGGCAGCUACGCAUGGGGCGCACAUCAACGUAUCCCCCAAGGGCCUCACCGAUACGCACUUUGCCGUCCUUGGGCCGAACAAAUGCGCCUACAUCGACCGCACCGGCUCCGGCUGCGAAACCAUCUCCCAUGCAUACGAAAACGGCCGCCUGUGCCUCAUGUUCAUGAGCUUUGGAAACACGCCUCGAAUCAUGCGCCUCUUCUGCCGCGCCACCGUUGUCGAAUGGGACCAACCUGCCUUCCCCGAGCUUGUACGAAAGAUCGCCAAAGGCAAAAGGGAAGCAUUCGACGGCGCUCGCGCUGUUAUUGUUGGUGAUAUUUGGGAAGUGCAGACAAGUUGCGGUUACGGCGUGCCGCGUGUUAAGAAAGCGUUGUAUGCGCCCGGAGAGGACGGCCCACCUACUCCGGUCGAGGAUAUCUUGCGCGACGGUUUCGAGCCAGACAGGAAGCUGGAUGAGCUUGCCGUCUUCGAGGCACGCCCGACCAUGGACCACUGGGCCUCCAACAAGGCACAGAGCAAUGGCUUGGUCGAUUACCAGGGCGUCAACAAUGCCGACAGUAUCGACGGGCUACCUGGCCUGCGCAGCGCCCGCCGCGAGACGGGCGAGACGCUCUGGUUGCGCGACCUCACGGCUCGCUUGAAGCGCAUCAGCGCCGAGAAAGAAGCCGUUGCUGUUGGGUUCCUGCUUGCCAUGAUAUUGUACUUUGUCCUGGUAGGCUUUUCCAGCCUGCCGCUCAAGCUGUAG
Molecule: messenger RNA, 819 nt
Organism: Purpureocillium lilacinum
Lineage: Eukaryota; Fungi; Ascomycota; Sordariomycetes; Hypocreales; Ophiocordycipitaceae
Source: RefSeq, a predicted model, not a curated record